This is a messenger RNA of Erythranthe guttata (spotted monkey flower), 755 nucleotides long. RefSeq lists its product as uncharacterized. The record is from RefSeq and is a predicted model, not a curated record. Lineage: Eukaryota; Viridiplantae; Streptophyta; Magnoliopsida; Lamiales; Phrymaceae.
ACAAAAAAAUAAAGAAAAGAAAAGCAAGAGGGCGGUCGCAUUACGUUGUUUUCCGGGGUUUCGAUCAUGUCGACGGGUGCAGCCGGAGACGGGCUACUCCGGGGAAUGUUCGAAGGCUGCAUCUCGGGCGGCGAUAUGGGCGUCCAGCGACGCCCGUAUCACAAGAACUGCAAGUGCGCCAUGCACAAGGCCCGCGGCCACUGCGCGCACUCCUCUUCUCGGUACGCCAACGUUUCUUACCCUAUCCGGAGGUCGUGGAGCGAGGGCUCUCUCGCGUUGAUGAAUGCUUCCCCGGCCGCCGGAUCUACGCCGCCGUCGCCGUCCUCCCCGGUGGUGGCGGCGGGAGAGAUCAGCAGGACGCAGACGCAGUUGGUUUUGUUCCGAGAAGAGGAUGAAGAGGGUGACGGUGACGAUGAUGAUCAUCAGGUUGUUGAGUUUUCUUCUUCUAAAAUUUGAUUUUUUUUAAUUCAUUUUGGAUUAAUUUUAUUAAAUGUUGUAAUGGGUCUAAUUUUCUAGUUCUUUUUUUUUAAUUAAUUAUUAUAUGGGGUGAUACCAUAAUAGUAAAGAAUUUUUGGGUGUUAAAUGAUAAAAAAUGAUCAAUAUUGUGGUUUGUUUGGCGGGUCUUGAUUUUUGAUACAUGCACAGCACAACGUCUGUGCACGUAUUUUCGUUCCUGUAUUUCUUUUUCUUCUUUUAGCAUUAUUUUUUUAUUAUUAUUAUUAAUAUAUACAAUAACAGCUGAUUUUUAAUUCUUA